UUGACAAGAGACGAAGUUGGGUUGGGAUUCACAGUAGCAGGAGGGCGGGGUUCAACUCCAUACAAAGCCAAUGACCAGUCAAUCUACAUCUCUCGCAUCAGCAAGGGCGGGGCAGCUGAACAGGAAGGCUCCUUGAGGGUUGGGGACAAAUUAGUGUCGGUGAACGGUAUAGAUGUGACCACCGUCCAACAUGAUGAGGCAGUGACCUUGUUGACCCGAACGACAGGGCCGAUCCUCUUGAUUGUGACCAGGUCGAUUGACCAAGAAGGAAUGACUCCUGCCAAUUUUGGUCAGUUUACUGUUUUUGUUUAA
Helobdella robusta is the source of this 312-nucleotide messenger RNA. RefSeq lists its product as hypothetical. Gene Ontology annotation, molecular function: protein binding. Gene Ontology annotation, cellular component: adherens junction. The record is from RefSeq and is a predicted model, not a curated record. The annotation marks the transcript as partial. Lineage: Eukaryota; Metazoa; Annelida; Clitellata; Rhynchobdellida; Glossiphoniidae. The transcript has 3 exons.